Molecule: messenger RNA, 2818 nt
Organism: Musa acuminata AAA Group (dessert banana)
Lineage: Eukaryota; Viridiplantae; Streptophyta; Magnoliopsida; Zingiberales; Musaceae
Product: acyl-CoA-binding domain-containing protein 3-like
Exons: 5
Coding region: 176-1351 (391 amino acids)
Biological process (GO): fatty acid metabolic process
Cellular component (GO): cytoplasm
Molecular function (GO): fatty-acyl-CoA binding
Source: RefSeq, a predicted model, not a curated record
CAAUCUCUACAUGCAUUGAAACGCCACCCACCCCGACCUCAUCCUGUCUUCCUCCUCCUUUUGCCUUGUCGAUCUCGAUCUCUUCCUUCCUCUCGUCUCUGCUUUCCUCCGCCUCGCGUGCCGUGGAGUGGAAGCGAAGAAGGCUAGGGGACGAAACAAAAAGCGAAGAGGGGGGAUGGGGACGAUGGAGUUCUUCGAAGAGCUUCUCCUGACCGCUCUCAUCUCCGUCCUCCUCGCCUUCCUCAUCGGUAAGUUCGCCGCCUCCGCCGCCUCCGCCGCCGUUAAGCCGGAGGCCGUUCCACUCGCUCGGGUUGCGGGUCCAGGGAUGGACUCGGAUCCGAUCGAGGAGGAGGAGGAGACUGAGAAGUCGGAGAGGAAGUCGUCUAGUGGCAACGGAGCCGGAUCUGAUCGCCCGAAGACCGGGGUCUUCGAAGUCGUAGAGGAAAGAUUGCUUGAAGAGAGACCGGAGAGGAGCAACGAGGUUAGUGGAUUCGACCUUAAUAGAGAAAAUAUCGCUGAUAAGCUCUUUUCCGAAGUUGAUCUUACUAGGUCAGAAGAAUCAUCUUCGAAGAAAGAGAAAGUGGAUAAUGAAGUGGAGAUCGGAAGAAUUAAUGAUGAUUCCCGGAGGCAACAAGGGGGAUCAGUCAAGGGUAAAGAGGAUGGGAAAAAGGCGGUGGAGAAAGUCGUGAAAUUGGGCAGAGAAGACGCGGUAGACAAGGAAGACGGAGGCGCGGUAGGAUCGUUGCUUCAUGGAGAGGAUGAGUGGGAGGGGAUCGAGAGAAGCGAGCUGGAGAUGUUAUUUGGAGUUGCAAGCGAGUUCGUCGGUAGCAAGAAAGGUGGGGAUGCAGUGUCCAAACUGAGCAACGAGGUGCAAAUGCAGAUGUACGGGCUGCAUAAGGUUGCGACCGAGGGUCCGUGCCAUGAGCCACAACCCAUGGCUUUGAAGGUUUCUGCCCGUGCCAAAUGGAAUGCUUGGCAAAAACUGGGGAAUAUGGAUCCAGAAGCUGCUAUGGGACAGUAUAUCAGUCUUCUAAAUGAAAGCAUUCCUGGAUGGACAGCAAAGAAGUAUGGGGAGGAAGCCAAAGGUCAUGUUGGCAGUGAUCCUCGGGUAGUAGAGGCAUCCAGAAUAGACCAGCUCGAUUCAAAGUUUUCUCAAUCUAAUUCUGAAAUUGAAGUUUUGGUAGAAGAUUCUUCUGCCAUUGAAGGUGUCGCUGAUGAUGUAAAUACUGGUGUCAAACUUUCCAAACAAGGGCACUCAAGCGAGGCGAAGCAAGACUUGAGCGUCUCGCAACACCUCGAGGCAUGGCGUUUUAGCGAAGCAUCUCUCAGGUGUGCUAGGCACCUCGGGUGAGCUCUCAAGCUAAAUCAGGUUGAUUGGGCGAGCAAGUUGGUUUAAUUGAACCAACUAAUGUCACUACUUACCCUAAUGCCCCCUUCGACCCAGUGAAAGAAACUAGAAGUGAAACCCCAUCCCUCGUCCAUCGCCUUCAUAUACUCCGUCCACCACUGCAACUCUAUCCACUUCAUCCGCCGUCAUUGGCAAACUCGUCUGCUGCCUUCUUUCGCUGUUGCACCUUCAUUCAUUCACCGUUGCAGCUUCAUUCAUCGCCCUGUCUAGCUUCGUCCAUCAUUGGUUUCCUCCUCCUCCCACCUUUCUCUAGAGUCAUCGGUUACUUCUCCAUCUUCUCAGUCCUCUCUUUCUCAUUUUAUAUGUAAUACUUUCGUUAAUUAACUUGCUGCACCAUAUUGAGGUGGUGCACUGUUACUUUGUUAGGAGUUAGAACUUAGGAGCUUGUAAUCGAUUAACUUGAGGCCUCGUAAUUUCUGUGUGUUGUGUAAUUUUAGUGUGUUACAUAAAACUUAGGAGUUUGUGGUCGAUUAACUUGAGGCCUCGCAACCUCAAUAUUACCAUAUUGACGUUGAUUAACUUGUUGCACCAUUUUUAUUUUUGUAAUUAUAUUUAGUUAUGUAUUAAUUAUAAUAUAUAUUUUAAAAUUUUAAUAUUUGGGAGCGCCCUGUUUCCCUUGAGUAGGUGUGCAGGCAGGUGCCUCAGCCAUUUUGAGAUCUUGGUGUCUUUUUUGAUGUCUAGUGCUUUUAAAAUAACUGAAAAGUACCUGUACAGGUGGCUUGACUGCUGGUUUGUCCUGUCUAAGAUUAACAUCGGACAAUAUUGAAUGGUUAUAGGUCUCUUUUAAAGUUUUCUUUCCAUAGCUGUGGUGGGUAGUGUCCAGGCUGUUUGGGUAAUGACAUCAAAUGCGUCACCAGUCCUAAAAAGGAGGAAUGAGCCUCUGAACUUUGAAUGAAACAUUGAGAGUUAGAUCAUCUCUAUGCAGACAUAUUCAUCUUGUGUUAGCUCAAGUCAAAAGGCAUCCCUAGAUCACUUUUCCAUACAACUAUGCACUGAUAUUAUCCACUUUAGAUCUCAUGUGCCUAUACAUUGGUCUGUCCGAAUGCGAGACAAAAAGUCUCUGCCAUAAUUAAGCAACUCAUGGAUUCUGGAGUUAUGCCGAACACCACUGAGUCAGACAACUCGUGGAUCUUUGCCAUAAGUGCUAUUGUUCAAGAUGUGUUGCACCAAAUUUUAGGUCAAAAAUGAUAUUAUAUGAGCUUUUCACAGAACAUGAAACUGCGGGCAAACAUACAGCAGAGAGCUAGCUAGGCAUUAAAGUACCUUUUAGAAAACCCAGUAAUUAUUGCUUUUCCUGGAUUGUACUUAAAAAUCUAAGGAAUAUUAAUAUUAAAUAUUCCUUUUUACUACUGCCAAUGUCUUAGUACACCUACUUGCCCUCUCAAGUUCUUGUAAUUUUGUAACCUUAGC